Molecule: messenger RNA, 4314 nt
Organism: Dalotia coriaria
Lineage: Eukaryota; Metazoa; Arthropoda; Insecta; Coleoptera; Staphylinidae
Product: xanthine dehydrogenase-like
Exons: 5
Coding region: 142-4203 (1353 amino acids)
Molecular function (GO): iron ion binding; FAD binding; xanthine dehydrogenase activity
Source: RefSeq, a predicted model, not a curated record
UGUUAUUUCAUUUUGCUUCUCUGUUAAUUCUGAUUCAGUCGUAACGCAAGUGUCGACGUAAUAUUACUAGUUGCUUACACUUGUUAUUAUUGCCGGUUGUUUAUGUUUAUAUUUUGAUGUCAUUAUUUAUGGUUAUAAAAUAUGACCAGAACUAAGGAAGAUGAUCAAGUGGAUGCAAGUUCAGUUUUGGUGUUUUACGUUAAUGGCAAACGAAUUGUUGAUGAGAAUGUAAAUCCGGAAUGGACACUGUUGGUCUAUUUAAGGAAUAAAUUAUUAUUAUGUGGAACCAAAUUAGGAUGUGGGGAAGGUGGCUGUGGUGCUUGCACAGUUAUGGUAUCCAAAUUCGACAGGACUACUCAAGAAGUAUUGCAUUAUCCUGUGAAUGCCUGCCUAGCACCGGUAUGUUCUAUGCAUGGAUUAGCCGUGACUACCGUUGAAGGCAUCGGUUCAACUAAAACUAAGCUGCACCCGGUACAGGAGCGUAUUGCUAAGGCACACGGCACUCAAUGUGGUUUCUGUACGCCUGGGAUAGUCAUGUCCAUGUACACUCUUUUGAGAAAUCAUGGAAAACCGAAAAUGGAAGACCUUGAUGUGGCUUUCCAAGGAAAUCUCUGCAGAUGUACCGGGUACAGACCUAUCAUAGACGGUUACAAGACAUUUACUGAGGAGUGGGAGGUGAUGCAGGCUGCCAAUGGUAUGACCAAUGGAAAGACUAAUGGUUUGAACGGAUGUGGGAUGGGUGAUAAAUGUUGCAAAUUGCAAAACAGUAAUGCAAUCACCAAUGGUAUAAACGGCGUGCAUAAAACUAAAGACGAAGUUGGCAAAUUAUUCGAAACAAGCACAUUUGUACCGUAUGACAGUUCCCAAGAACCUAUUUUUCCUCCUGAAUUAAAACUUAAUGACGCUUAUGAUAAAACAUCGUUGGUGUUCAAAGGAGAAAACGUUACUUGGUACAGACCCAAAACAAUAGAAGAGCUUUUACAGCUUACCCAGCAGAAUCCUGGUGCAAAGAUAAUUGGAGGUAAUACAGAAGUUGGUGUGGAAGUGAAAUUUAAAGCACAACUAUAUCCGGUUUAUAUAAAACACACUUCCGUUGUUGAAUUGAACCAGAUUGUGAUUAACAGUGAUAACAUACGUAUAGGUUCUGCCGUUACGUUGGAUGUCAUUGAAUCCACAUUCAAAAAUCUUAUUGCCACUCGCCCAGAAUGGGAAACACGCAUUUGCAAUGCUGUGGUUGAAAUGUUACAUUGGUUUGCUGGUAAACAAAUUCGGUGUGUAGCUACAAUUGGUGGUAAUAUCAUGACUGGAAGUCCGAUUUCAGAUUUAAAUCCAAUUUGGAUAGCAAUUGGAGCACGCUUACACCUGCGAAGUAUUGCAGGCAAUCGCACAGUCUUGAUGGAUAAUCACUUCUACACUGGAUACAGGAAAAAUAUUGUUAACUCAGAUGAAAUCUUAGAAGCAAUUGAAAUACCGUUCACCAGGCGUAACCAAUAUGUCUUUGCUAAUAAACAAUCUCGUAGAAGAGAUGAUGACAUUGCUAUUGUGAACAGUGCUUUAAAUUUAAUUCUUUCUGAAAGUCCAGAUAAUAAAAUUGAAGAUAUAAACAUGGCUUUCGGUGGAAUGGCCCCAACUACCAUCGCGGUCAAGAAAAUCAAACAAUUAAUUGGUCAAAAAUUUGAUGAGAAAAUGUUGGAAACUGCCUACCAACUGCUGUUGGACGAUCUACCAUUCCCCGAAAAUGUUCCGGGAGGAAUGAUUUCGUACAGACGUUCUCUUGCAAUAAGUUUCUUCUUCCGCUCUUAUCUCAACAUUUCGAAGCAAUUGAACGUAUCAAUAGAUCCAAAAAAUCUAAGCGCAUUGAACAAAUUCACUUCAAAGCCACCAAAAAGCAGUCAAUACUUUCAAGUUUUUGAAAAAGAACAAGUCACGGAUACAAUAGGACGUCCUAUUGUUCAUACUAAUGCUAUGAAUCAAGCCACGGGUGAAGCAAUCUAUAUUGAUGACGUACCAAUCUUUGAGAAAGAACUGCACUUGGCAUUAAUUUUUUCCAAAAAGUCCCAUGCCCGAAUUCUAAAUGUUGAUAUAUCUAAAGCACUUGCGGCCCCACAUGUUGUGAAUUUUAUCUUACCAGAAGAUAUUCCAGAUGAUCGACAGGCUUGUGGGUUGAUGGGAGACGAGAUAUUAGUUCGUAGUGAUCUGGUUACAAGUCAAUAUCAAGUAUUAGGUGGUAUUCUAGCUACAAAUCAACUAGCAGCAAAACAAGCUGUUAAUUUGGUGCAAGUAACCUAUGAAGAACUCAAACCAGUUGUGACUAUGGAUCAAGCCAUAGAAGAAAACUGUUUCUAUCCACCAGAGGCUAAACUAUGUUUUGGUAACGUAACAGAUGCAAUGCCAAAAUGUAAAAAUACUAUUUCUGGUGAAGCUCGAACCGGAUACCAAGAACACUUUUAUUUGGAACCUCAUGCAUAUUUGGCAAUACCCAGAGAAGCCGAUGAAAUGGAAAUUUAUGCUUGUUCCCAAGAUCAAACAGGGUUGUCAGAAGUGGUUGCUAAAUUAUUAGGUGUAGAUCAAAACAAAGUCAUCGUUAAAGUGAAACGUAUUGGUGGUGGUUUUGGUGGUAAAGAAACAACCGGUAGAAAAUUAGCGUUAUAUGUUGCUCUGGCUGCAAAGAAAACAAAACGUCCUGUGAGAUUAGUCUUGGAAAGAGAUGAAGAUAUGGGUUAUACUGGUGGUCGCAAUCCUGUUAUGUUUAAAUACAAAUUAGGUUUUGAUGAUGAUGGCAGAAUCCACGCAGCCGAAGUUGACAUGUUUGUAAAUGCUGGAUAUUCAGCAGAUGUGUCUCUUGCUGUAGCUUCCGUUGGAAUCACUCAUGUUACAAACUCUACAAAUAUACCAAAUAUAAGAGUAAUUGGUAAAGUAUGCAAGACUAAUCUACCUACAAACACUGCUAUGCGUGCGUUUGUCAACGCACAAACUAAUUUUGGAGCCGAAGCAAUGCUGAGAGAUGUUGCUGAAUACUUAAAUAAGGAUUACGUUGAAAUAGCCAGACUUAAUUUGUAUAAGGAAGGAGAUUUAACUAUUUAUAAUCAACCUUUGGUUGAUUGCAACGUUCGAAGAUGUUUCGAAGAAGUUUUGGUUAAUUCUGACUUUAACAACAGGAAGAAAGCUGUUGACAAAUUUAAUAAGGAAAAUCGUUGGAAGAAACGGGGUAUUGAUGUUGCAACUACUACAUACGGCAUUGGUUUUGGAAAUGAUGCAUUGCAACAAGCUGGAGCUUUAAUUUUGAUUUACAAAGAUGGUUCUGUAUUGUUAACACACGGUGGAGUAGAAAUGGGUCAAGGACUUCACACUAAAAUGAUACAAGUAGCUAGUAAGAUGCUAAACAUUCCCAUUGAAAAAAUACAUACUACUGAAGCCAGUUCUGAUAAAGUUCCUAAUACCACAGCCACUGUUGCAAGUAUGUCUUCUGAUUUAAAUGGAAUGGCUGUAAGAGAUGCCUGCAUUAAAAUUAACAACCGCCUAGAACCUAUUAAAGCAAAAAAUCCGAAAGGCACUUGGGAGGAGUGGAUUAUGGCAGCUUAUAACCAACGCAUCAGUCUUUCCGCAACAGGAUUUCAUCGAGAACCACCAGUUAACUGGGAUUGGACUACAAAUACCGGGGAUAAAAUGUUUAAUUACUUCUCAUUUGGGGCGGCUGUUACUGAAGUAGAGAUUGAUUGCUUAACUGGUGAUCAUCAACUACUGCGUACUGAUAUUGUCAUGGAUUUAGGCAACAGUUUAAAUCCAGCAAUUGACAUUGGCCAAAUUGAGGGCGCGUUUAUGAUAGGGUACGGCUUGUUUGUCAGAGAAGAAAUGGUCACUUUGCAGGAUGGUACUUAUUUAUCCAAGGGACCUGGAGCUUAUAAGAUCCCAUGUUUUGGAGAUAUUCCAAUUGAGUUUAAUGUAGCGCUGUUGAAAGAUUCCUCUAAUCCACGAGCGGUGUUUUCGUCAAAGACAACUGGGGAGCCACCUUUGUGUUUAGCAACAUCAACAUUCUUUUCAAUUCGGGAGGCAAUCAAAGCAGCACGCAAGGAUGCAGGUGUCACAGAGAACUUCCGGAUGCAAGCUCCCGCUACUCCUGAACGUAUUAGAAUGGCUUGUCAAGAUCAUCUCACCAAAAAAGUGGAACCAGUGAAGUCAACAUGGAACAUCGAGUAUAUAUAGAGUAUAUAUACUUACAUAUUAUAUUAUAUUAUAUUAUAUUUCAUAUAUGAUCAAAUUUAUAAAAUUGAAAAUAAAGUUUAGGUCGCGUUAACAGGUUUCCUACCACUUUAA